AUGGAUCGCGGAUCUGCUUCAGAUUCGAGGGUUAUAAAAACUAGUAGAUGGAAGGCAACCGACAAUCAAAGGAGAAUAUUGGAGUACCUUUUCGCGAGUGGAACGAGAAAUCCAUGUUUGGAGGAAAUAGAGCGCAUUUCUGCAGAUCUGCAGGGCCAUGGUCCUGUGCAAGGCAAGAACGUUUUCUACUGGUUUCAGAAUGCCACUGCGAGAGAAAAACGGAUGAAAAAAUCAUCCUCAAGAUUGCCUUCAGUAUUGAAGGCACGAAAUUGGUCAUCUGAGAAAAGCUAUGCACAGGAAGAAGAGGAUCGCAGGUAUUCAUCGGUAGAUCCGUCUGACUUGAGAACUUUCGAAUUAUUUCCUCUGCAUCCCGGUCUGUGA
This is a messenger RNA of Cryptomeria japonica (Japanese cedar), 381 nucleotides long. RefSeq names its product WUSCHEL-related homeobox 4-like. Gene Ontology annotation, molecular function: DNA-binding transcription factor activity; DNA binding. The record is from RefSeq and is a predicted model, not a curated record. Gene Ontology annotation, biological process: plant organ development. NCBI's taxonomy places the organism in Eukaryota, Viridiplantae, Streptophyta, Pinopsida, Cupressales, Cupressaceae. Bases 1 to 381 code for a protein of 126 amino acids. The transcript is spliced from 4 exons.